AUGAAGGUCAUAUUAUUAUUAGCAUUAUCAAUCUUGAUGAUAGCUGCAGCCAUGGGCAAUAGCAAUGACCGCGAGUAUUGCUACCGCAACGCAGUACACGUCUGCCCUUGCCACAAAAUUUUGGAUCCAGUUUGUGGAGUAAACGGCUGCACCUAUCCGAAUCCUUGCGAGUUGAAAUGUGCUAGGGUUAAAAUGUGGCAUGAAGGAGAAUGCUUGACGAAAGAUGCGAGUUUUCUGUAAUAAAAAAC
Molecule: messenger RNA, 248 nt
Organism: Ostrinia furnacalis (Asian corn borer)
Lineage: Eukaryota; Metazoa; Arthropoda; Insecta; Lepidoptera; Crambidae
Product: leech-derived tryptase inhibitor C-like
Exons: 3
Coding region: 1-240 (79 amino acids)
Molecular function (GO): protein binding
Source: RefSeq, a predicted model, not a curated record